CAAGAAGAACGCAGGUAAGAAUGAAAAGUGGCUAUAAUAAGUAUGCCUUUUUAAAGAUCGUGUAAAAUUUGUAUACGAACUGAAGCUAUAGUUUCAGUUUGGAAAGGACAGGAGGCUUGAUGACCUGCGUUAGUCCUGACAAUUACGGCCUCUCAGUUGAUCCAACUUUCGUUUGAAAGUGUCGACAGAUGGAGCUUCAACCACGUGUUGAGUUAAUAAAUUCCGCUUGUUGAUGAUUCGAUAGGAAAGUCGAUAGUCAGCUGGCAAAUAUUUUGUUCUGAGCUUGUGAACUUUUUUGGAGUUUUCUCGUAAAUUCUUCAGUGAGGACACAUUUUCGCUGUUUCCAAAAUAUAAAUUUAUUAGCCAAUUUCGGUGUUCAAGUGGUUUGAAGAGCUAUCGACUUGUAAGCACCUUGUCAUUUUCUUCUGACUUUCAAUCUGUUACCUUCUAAAGGGUACACUUGACCUCUGUUCUUGUUCAAAUGGAAAAGGAAAACAUGGACUCGAACAAACAACGUUACUAACCAUAGUAACAAAAUGUCCCAUAGGCACUUGAUUAACUCUCCUAUCCCAAAAUUAAUGUGCUGAUUGACGUAACAUGGUCGAAAUUCCUGAAACAAUGUCAAUAGAGAAAUUUAAUUUGCCAGAUUUUUCAUAUGGGGAUGAAAUUGAUUACCAUGCUGUGUCACCAACAAUAUUGCAGUUAGAUCACCAAGAAAUUGUUGAAACAUACCAUUCAUCUGGCGAUCGUCUAUUGAGUAGUGAUUCGGUAACUGAGACAGCCACUACUAAUUCAAAUCUCGAUUUAGGAUUAAAUAAAGAAGAUGAUUAUCUAUUCUCAUUUGAAAUAGAUACUCAUACACUUCCAUUAGAAUUAUUGAAUAAAGAUUUAGAUAGUCCAGAUUUUAAUUGGACAGAUUUAUUACCCGACUCCAAUGAAUUAGUAUCUCUGGACGAUAUUAAUCCUGGUAAUUUUUUAAAAUCUAAACAAAUUAAAAAUGAGAAAGAGAAGUUUACCAAUUGUCAAAGAAAAUCUUUGAUUGAUCAUUUUAAUCCAAUACCAAAAUUUUCAUAUCAAGAGAAAAUUAUUCAACAACAAAAACUUUUAUAUUCAUCAUCAUCAACUCAUAGUUCUUCAAGUUCUGUCAAUAACCAUGAUUGUCAUCAAUUGUUGAAUUCAACGGAAAUUAAUAAUGAGUGUGAUAUGAAUGAUUCUUAUAAAACUAAUAAAGUAAUUUGUCUAAAUAAUGAAGACUUACUAAAUGGUAAACCUGGAGAAUGCGUUAAAUUAACUUCAGAAGAAUAUAAAAUGCUCCAACAAAUCGGUUGUCAACUACCUAUCAAAUUUCCACUAAGUCAAACUAAUGAAAAAGCAAUACGUACUGUCAGACGAAAAAUUCGUAAUAAACUUUCUGCUCAAGCUAGUCGCGCCAAACGUCAAAAGUAUGUAAUUGACUUAGAACGUCGGUAUUCUAUGUGUACUGAAGAAAUCAAACAAUUACGUCGACAAGUAUAUGAAUUGGAGGAAGAUAAACGGAGUCUUACAUUACAUCUACGCAAAUUACGGUCUUAUAUCAAUAAAUUCAUGAAUAAACGAAGUGAAAAGUCCUAUUUACCACUAUUUGUAAACUCCAACAAUACUGAGUUGAAUCAUAAUAAUAAUAAGGUGACUGCUAAACAAGCCGCUAAAGCGGCAGCCGGUGGAACUAGUCUCUUGCUAAUGACGUUUAUGAUAUUGAUGUGGACUGCUGUAGUUCCAAUACCGUCAGUCAUAAAAACGUUAGAUACUGCAUCAUCGAUAUCUACAAGAAAUUUUUUCAGUUCAUUUCCAGGUCGGUCUCGAAUGUUGAUGAGUAUUAACAACCUUCCAGAAUUGUAUUCCUCCUCCUCGUCGUCGUCUUCUCAAGACCUAAUUCUUAAUGAAUCAAAAACAACUUUAUCCAAUCCGGAUAUUAUACCUGAGAAUUCAAUUCAAUAUAUUGUUCCAAUUAGCAAAUAUAUUACACCAGUGGUAAGUAAUUUUCUAUUCAUGUUUAUUAUGCUUUGUUUCUUUUUUUACGAAAGUUUUUACUAUAGUAGCAGAAUAUGAUCUUCGAGCACGUAGUAGUCUAGUGAACUAAAAAAACGUGACAACGCGAAUCAGAGGGCAAAGAUCAUACGAAAAAUCGAGUUGGUAGAAAGUAUACGAUCGGUUAUCGUUCCACAACAGAUCUUAGCCUUUCUAAUAAAAUCUGACUAUUCGUGCAACCGCCUUAGCAGUAGCGUAAGAAUCAAAUAGCUAAUCUUUUCAUUAAGUGAUAAAAUUUAAGAUCAUCCGUUAAUUUUUUGAUCGUUUAUGGACUGCACAAUGAUUCAGAACUUUAUUCAAUCUGAAAAUAAUUGCCAUCAUCAUGAAAUAAUAUUCUAUGCACAUUUCGAUGUCAUUGGCUUAUAUUCAUGUCUCAUUUAUACAUAUUAAGUAGUUAAGUAUCUAUUUUAUAUAAGACUAUUUGCUUUUAACUGUUGUGGAUUCAUUAUCAAAUGGUUUUUAAAAUUUCAUUUAAUUUUGUAUAAAGUUAAUUUAUCAAGCAAUUAAGUUUUAGCCUGGUCUAUUCUAUGUUAAAUGUUCUACAGUCUAAAUGAUUAUUACUUUCUUCAUCACUUUCAAAUUGGUUAUUGUUAAUUUUCACACUUACUUAUACUGUUUAUUACAGUGUUAGCAACUCUUGAAUGAAUUUUCCAUAUUUCUGCCAGUUUUUAAAAUAAAAUAUACUCUGUGUUUUAGUGUCAGAAAAUUAAUGCAUAUGAUUUAUUAAAAUCAGUAGACUAACGUUUGCUGGUGCGUGAGUAAACUGGAAAAAAAAAACUAGAGGAGAGAAAACCAAUCAAUCCAGGAACUUAUUGAUUGUUGAACUAACCUUUGUCGAUAGGUACAGACUAUGCUUCAUUAAGGUUUACUCGAUUAACAUAACCACUAGUUGAAGAUGUUUGAUUGUGGUGGCAUGGCUCAGAACUAAUCUCAACGGUUCAGAUAUAUUCACUCUUUAUCUUUCCUUACAUCUUGAGUUUCAAAAUUACCUUAUACUUGAUAUUCAUCAAAUUAAUUUUUGCUUCAAGAUCCAUAUUCUCUAUGUCUAAUGUUUUUAUUCUUUACUGUCACUAUUGCUGUUAGCAAUUCUACUAUCUUGACGGGUUUAUCUUGAUAAUUUCAUCAUACUAUAUUGAUGUAGUAUGAUAAGUUGAAACGAUCCAAAGAUUUAUCAGAUUCUAUGUUGUUUAUAACCUACGAACAACUAAUAUAAAUCACUUUAUAUUAACUGUUAUGCAUAAUUCUAAUCAUAUUUUACUUAUAUUCAUUAAUUAAUGUUUCAUUUUAUUUAUUUUCAUUUAAAAGAUUACUGAACAAUAAUGAAUAAUGUAUCAGUAAUUCAUUUACAUUUAUAACUAUAUUUUUACACCAAAAUUAUCGACAUACAGUGCACCAACAUAGAAUCAAUAUUCUUUAGACAGAAAAUUUUACGUUAAUAAUAAAUAAUUCCAGAGAG
This is a messenger RNA of Schistosoma spindalis, 3523 nucleotides long. The record is from the annotation of a GenBank genome assembly. Lineage: Eukaryota; Metazoa; Platyhelminthes; Trematoda; Strigeidida; Schistosomatidae.